GACGUCACAGUGCAGAAGUACUCCAUCAAGCACGCCUCGCACUUCGCCAGAUAGCAGACGGUUGCCGACUCACACAGAGGCAAAGAAUUGAGAACAAUUACCUGUUUGAAACUAGCCCGCGUUCACCGAUUUUCUCUAAUUGAAUAUGGCAGCUUCUGAAUGCACACUGAACCACUGCACAUACGAUGACCUGAAAAAGGCAGCAGAUUCAAUUCUGUCAAAAACUAAGUAUCGACCAAAAAUAGGCAUCAUCUGUGGUUCUGGACUGGGCCACCUGGGAGAGCUGGUAGAAGAUCGUAUAGCCAUUCCUUACAAAGAUAUACCUAUCUUUCCCAUUAGCACAGUGCCUGGGCAUGAAGGAAAACUUAUCAUUGGGACUCUGGAAGGAAAAGCAGUGGUUUUAAUGCAGGGGAGAUCACACACUUAUGAAGGCUACCCUACUCAGAAGAUUGCUGUUCCUGUCAGGACAAUGAAAUUGAUGGGCGUAGAGAUACUGUUUGUGACCAAUGCUGCUGGUGGCAUCAACCCUGGAUAUGCAGUUGGAGACCUCAUGAUCAUUAAAGAUCAUAUUAACAUUGCAGGCUUUGCUGGGAUUAACCCUUUAAUUGGCCCCAAUGAUGACAGGUUUGGUGUAAGGUUUCCACCAAUGUCAAAUGCAUAUGACAUUGAAUUGAGAAAUCUGGCCAAAAAACUUGGAAAGGAAAUGGGGUUUGAAUCAUUUCUUCGUGAAGGUGUUUACAGUAUGCUGGUAGGUCCCAACUUUGAGACUGUCUCAGAAUGUCUUCUUUUACGCAAACUGGGAUCUGAUGCCACAGGAAUGAGCACUGUUCCUGAAGUGCUGACAGCAAAACAUGCAGGCAUGAGAGUGUUUGGGAUGAGCCUCAUUACCAACAAGGUUGUGUCUGAGUAUGAUUCCGAGGUCAUGGCCAGCCAUGAGGAGGUUCUUGAAACUGGUAAAAAACGAAGUGAAGAUUUGCAAGCUCUCGUGUCAGCAAUGGUCAAGAAUCUAAAAGUCUAACAUUUUAUUUGUAUGUAGAUGCACCAUGUGGUUUAAUUGUUCUCCUUUUUUACUCUUUCAUGAAUAUAAAAUAUUUAAAGGAGACUUAAUUUUCAUUAAGUGCUUGAGCUGCUAGAAUAAAUUAGUUGAUUACUUAUCUUUUGUAUAACCAUACCAUGCUAUACCUUUUAGGGCAAGGGAAUAUAACAAAGUACUAGUAUUUUUUUCCGAUAACCUACGAUCUUUAUGAUUUUGUGAUAAUUGAACAUUAUAUAUUCAUUCCAAAAGAUGUUCUUAUCAACUGUUUUUGCUUCUCCAAAAGAUGGAAAUUUAUUUGUAAACUAUAGAAAUUUCAUCAUUGUCAACUAUCACUUGUACUCAUAUUUUUCCACCUAGAGUAGUCUGAUCUUUUCUAACAAUAUUAUUGCUUCCUUGCGAUAGACUGCCAUUCAGUUAUGUAUUCAAAACUUAAUGAAAGCACUUGUUGAGAAAUUGAUUUUUUAAAAAAAAGUGUAUCUAGGAGCAUGAGAGAGAAUGUGUCUUCAUGGGCGAUCAUGCAAUGAUGAAUCCAUGUAUAUAUGCCCUUGACAUUAAUUUGCUUUCAGAUCAGUGCUCAGAUCAUGUCCUCAACCACGGAUAAAAUGUGAUUGUUAGGUCUUAUUUCAUGUUUACUUUUUUUGAUAAUUAUGAAGGUAGCUGCCAUCAGUGUUUGACCAGGGACCAAAUGAUGCAUUUAUGGUGCUUUUACAUAAAGUAUCUUCACUCGCACAGAAAUCAGAACCAUUCAUUUAUGUCUUUGUAGAGAAAUCCAGUCUCAUGUGGGCUGAUGAGGCAUUAUCAUAAUUUUCUUCAGACUGCUGGUACAUUGGAGAAGCACUAUGACCAUCAGCCGUUUGCUUUAUCUUGUAAUUAAGACUGGUGCUUGUGAGGCUUAUAUUUGCGUAAUGCAUUUAUGCAUACGUGACACUUCCAGUUUUAUACUGAAGAGACAUCGUGACUUUUAGUCUGGACUGAAUCUUGUGGCAACGAUGAAGCUUGGUUAUCACCAGACAUCAUAAUUUUAAUAUGCUUUUGCAGAAUUUAAUGCUGCAUUCUAAAGAAAAUUUAGUGAAGGAAAUAUGCAUAAGCAGUCAUGAAUGCACAGCUUUUAAAAGUUUUUUCAAAUCCUUUUGUGUGUUUAAGGCCUGGAAUUCCUUUUUGAAAUGGUCAUUUCUUUUUAAAGAAUUUCUUUUCUAAAAAGAUAGUGCAACAUGUAUACUCCUCAAUAAUGUGUUUGAAUUGGUAAUUUUAAAAUUUUCAAACAUCAAGGAAGACAGAAUAAUUGGAUGCAUAUAUUAUUUGAGGGAGAGGAUUUAUACCUCUUUUUUAUACAGAAUUUUUUUCACAUGGUAAUUAUAAUUCUGUCUUAGUUUCUCUUAAGAGUGCACGCUUAGUAUACAAAUUAUGUGAUAGUCUUUUAUGUAUGUUGUAGGUCUGAGAGAAAUAUAUUUUUCUUUCUCGUUUUAUUUAAUUGGCUCUAUCAUAAUAUGGGUACGUUAUCAAUGUAACAUGGAUAAUGAUUUACAAUACAGCUUCAUUAUUAAACUGCAAGAGCAGUUAUAGGCUGAUUUACAGGUGCUCGUGAGCUAGCAGUAUAUAGCUGACUGCAUAUAUAUACAUCUGUUGACUACAGUGAAUACCAUUCAUUAACGGCAAUAGUCUUUAAUGGUACACUGCAUUAGGUUACCUCUGGCUAACACAGUGGCUAAUGAGGUGGAUCAAAUGUAUGAUUUAUAAUGUAUACUUUAUUACUUUUCUAUGCACUGAGUUGCAAUGAUUAUGAUAUGCAUGUGAUAUUAGUCUUCAGAAGUUGAACAUGAGUGUUUAAAGUUACCAUUUUUCAGAAAAAAUAUUGUUAGAUUUAUCUAAAGCCAGCAAUCCUUCUAUGUGUAUGACAAACACUGUCUCAAUUUAGAAACAGUGAAGUCAAUAUUUGAAAAUAUUUGUGAGAGAGUGUGGACUUAGUCAAAAAGAAUUUAUGUUUUUUGUUUAUCAGAAUCAAACAUAAAGGAAACUUUGCUCAAUAAAUAUGUCAUUGUA
Messenger RNA from Pomacea canaliculata, 3076 nucleotides. Its product is annotated as purine nucleoside phosphorylase-like. Lineage: Eukaryota; Metazoa; Mollusca; Gastropoda; Architaenioglossa; Ampullariidae. Gene Ontology annotation, biological process: nucleoside metabolic process. Gene Ontology annotation, molecular function: purine-nucleoside phosphorylase activity. The record is from RefSeq and is a predicted model, not a curated record. The coding region runs from base 146 to 1018 and encodes 290 amino acids. The transcript has 6 exons. Gene Ontology annotation, cellular component: cytoplasm.